UGUAGGCUACCUCGGCACAUAUGCCAUUCAAUCCAUGAGCGAAAUCUGAAAAUUAAUGAACGGAUAUGAAGGUAAACCUGGAACUGCUGCAUCACACGUUUCAACGCCCACUAGCAGAGUCGCAACACUACAUGGCAUGCCUCUUAACCACUCCGUCCGCACUGACUCGAGAAGGAUCAGAGAGAGAGAAAACACCCCCCUCCUCCUCCUCUUUUCUGGCAACUCCUCCCCAAGCACUCCCUGCUUGUGCAAAUGAGUAGUCAACCCGAGAGCAGAGCGCCGCGCAAUAACAAACUCAGCCUCCGCUCUGACUGCCAGGCGUGAAGAGGCAUUUCUAUACUGGAAGUGCAGCAAACGAGCUGAGAGAGCCCAGAUACCCCCGCACUCAAGUUCGGACAUGAGCCCGGGGAUCCGGAGAUGAGGCUCCGAAAUGGCACCUUCCUAACGGUCGUAUUGUUCGGUUUAUGCGGACUCAUUUCGCUCUCCUGGUACACUGCAUUCAGCAACUCCAAAGGUGAUGUGGUGGACAUUUACCAGCGGGAGUUUCUGGGCCUGAGGGAGCGUCUGCACUCUGCCGAGCAGGAAAACCUGAAGCGCUCCAAGGAGCUCAACCUGGUGCUGGACGAGAUCAAGAGGGCCAUCGCCGAGAAGCAGGCCCUCAGGGACAUCAACCGCACCUGGGCCAGCCUCUCCGACGAGACCAAGCUGAAGCUGUGGAAUGUGACGACCAAUAAGAAUGUGCUCCAGCUGCCCAGUAUCUUCCACCACCUGCCCCAUCUCCUGGCCAAGGAGAGCAGCCUGCAGCCCGCUGUGCACGUGGGCCAGGGACGCACCGGGGUGUCGAUCGUGAUGGGCGUGCCCAGUGUGAAGAGGGAGGUCCACUCCUACCUGACGGACACCCUCAGUUCUCUGAUGACAGAGCUCAGUGCCGCAGAGAAGGAGGACUGCGUCAUCGUGGUAUUCAUCGCUGAGACGGACCAACAAUAUGCCAACAGCGUGGCUGACAACCUCAAGCGCCUAUUUCCAGUUGAGAUCCAGUCAGGUCUUCUAGAGAUCAUCUCUCCAUCAGUCCACUUCUACCCCGAUUUCUCCCGUCUCAAAGAGUCCUUCGGAGACCCCAAGGAGAGGGUCAGAUGGCGGACAAAACAGAAUUUGGAUUACUGCUUCCUCAUGAUGUACGCCCAGUCCAAAGGGACCUACUAUGUGCAGUUGGAGGAUGACAUUGUGGCCCGUCCGAAUUACUUCACCACGAUGAAGAACUUUGCCCUGCAGCAGCCUUCUGAGGAGUGGAUGAUCUUGGAGUUCUCCCAGCUGGGCUUCAUCGGUAAGAUGUUCAAGUCCCUGGACCUGUCGCUGAUUGUGGAGUUUAUGCUAAUGUUCUACAAGGACAAGCCCAUUGACUGGUUGCUGGACCACAUCAUGUGGGUCAAGGUGUGCAACCCAGAGAAGGAUGCGAAACACUGCGACAGGCAGAAGGCCAACCUGAGGAUUCGCUUCAAACCCUCACUCUUCCAGCAUGUGGGCACCCACUCCUCCCUGGCCGGAAAGAUCCAGAAACUCAAGGACAAGGACUUUGGCAAGCAGACUCUGCACAAGGGCCACGCCAACCCGCUGGCAGAGGUGACCACCAGCCUAAAGACAUACCAGCACUUCACCCUGGAGAAGGCCUACCUGGGAGAGGACUUCUUCUGGGCUUUCACACCCGUGGCUGGAGACUUCAUCCGCAUCCGUUUCUUCACACCUGUCCGCAUCGAAAGGUAUUUCUUCCGGAGCGGGAACAUUGAGCACCCAGGGGACAAGCUGUUCAACACCUCUGUGGAGGUGCUGCCUUUUGACAAUAUCCAGUCUGAGAAAGAGGCCUUGAAAGAGGGGAGAGAGAAAACACCAAAAUACCACAGAACAGAGGACGGCUUUAUCAGAAUAGGAGUGUUUCAUAAUGGGAUCGCCGAGGGGGAGGUAGACCCCACGUUCGGGCCACUGGAGGCUCUUCGUCUCUCUGUGAUCACAGACUGCCCCGUCUGGGUGAUCCUGAGUGAGAUAUUCAUCAAGAAAGCAGAGUGAACUUCAACACCCCGCAGCAAUACCUCAGUCAUCCGUUUAUCCGUUCCGCAGAGGAACAUAGCCUUCACAAGCCAUACUCAUUCCUUGGCUUUUGGCAAUGAGUUUCUCGAGUGCGAUCAGAGUGCGCCAUCUUCUGACGCGAUCUUGCCAUCGCAGGGUACUACUGAGACCGUCAGCCCAAUUCACUGUUGACAGACCUCAUAGGAAGAUCUGCCCAGACGCGAAAUUGGAGAACGUGCGGCUCCGUGUGGACGACACACAGAGUACGCUGUAUUUAGGAAACUGUAUUUAUGUGUACAUAAAGGUUUAUGUUUUAAAUAACUGUAAUUACACUGGUAAUUGUCAAAUAGCUGGCGAGAUUGCCUCUCCCCUUUUGAUGACAAUAUGACAAUAAAAUAUUGCUGCUUCAGAAUCAAAGACUUGGCAACACAGUCAACCAGAUAUGACAAAAUUGUGCAACUUCAAUAUCAUUUAAUCAUGUAUGACAAAUGUUCCUGGUUUUACCCAAAUAUAUACAUAAAAUACCUAUGUAUGUGGAUAUUGGCCUAAUAUGCAUAUUUAUGUAACACAAUCAUAUGAAUGAUCUCUGUUAUGUGUGUUGAUAUGUAUAUACAGUGAGUGAAUGUCCACAAAAGUCCGUCAGAAAAGUAGCCUAGGCUUAUACAGUGUAGAAGGAAAUUGAACUUUAGCUAAAAAGUACAUACUUGUCUGUUUGAAUAAAAUGUAUUUAUAUGGUCAAUUCUAAAGCCAGAAGUCAAUGUAGGAACACUAUGAUUAUGGUUCGAACAUCUGUUUGUUGUUUAUUUCAUGGACCAUCAUUGCUUACAUAACCCCCCCUCCGCCUAUCAAUUUGCCUUAAUGUGACAUGGAGUAAACCCGGUUGUUGGGAUAAAUCAAUGUAAGCCAUGGCCAGACAUGAGCUCCUCUAUUGCAUUAGCUAGGAAACCAGAAAAGACAGCUGUCUCAAUAAUACAGGAAACAUACUGUAUAUCUGGCUUCGCUGUUGGAUUUGCUCCGUCUGCCAAAUAUCAGAUACAUGUUGUUAGUUGUAUCCAAGGGGCCACUGGAGAUGCACGUGGCUACAGAGUAAUUGUUUGGACUGGUCGGAUGUAAGAGAAAUAUGUAGCUCUAACCAAUGCAUGAAGAAUCAUCUUUACUGUCAAUUGGAUCUUUGUUUCUCAUAAUGACCAUGAAGAAGUCAAGGAAAGACCCCUCUGUCUGAUUUAAGUUCCACUCAAGUGAGGUCUGAAAGAGAGAAACUGUCCAAUAUGACAACCCCUCUCUUUCCACAUAGUCUGCACUACUAUUACAUUGAGUUGGAAGUCAAACUUAUUCAAGGACUGUAAUUGUCCCGACACCAGACUUAUACAGUACAUCUUCCAAAUAGGCUCUGUAAAUGCACAGGCUACACUCAACUUUUAUGCAUUACUACGAUGCAAAGGGUAAAUAGCAGUAAAGGGACACAUUAAUUUGCUUUUGUAUACUUGGAUCCACAUACUAUUUUUUUUCCCAGAGCCCUACCACAAAACCCUUGAAAGCUCUUGAUCGAAAAUCUAAAAGAGUUGUGUCGGCAAAGAACAAUAUUAUGGGAUUUCAGCCAAUACGCGUGUACUGAAAAAUAAUACGCUUGGGAACUUAUAGCAGCUUCGAGGCCGCUUUCCUAUCGAAUACCGACAGGCAACAGUUGCUAAUUCUGUUCAACAUCAACACAGUUUCUCAGCAACGACAGAAAUAAACUGGUUUUCCGUUCAUUGAGGUGUGCACUCCAGGGUCAGUCAGCGCAAACUGGAGGUUGUGCCAAAACGAUUUGUCUUAGCAGCCCCAUCAAUGUUGUUGGUAUGGCCGCUAUACAAUAGCAGGUGCACGGUUGCAUUAAAUCAACGGAGGGCAAUGGACAGAAAAAUCUGAACUGUACCCAAUGACUCUGACCGGCCCUGUGCUAAGAAGGAGAAAUUGUUUUAUUUUCUUGUAAGAGCCACUGGAAUGCAUUGCUAUUAUACGUUGUAUUUUGUAUCGUUUAGAUAAAAUAUAUUUAAUGACGUUAUCUUCUAUCCAAUCUGUGAAUUGUAAUAAAGACAGAAUUUCAAUUGA
Salmo salar (Atlantic salmon) is the source of this 4152-nucleotide messenger RNA. It is a transcript of the gene mgat4b, whose product is annotated as alpha-1,3-mannosyl-glycoprotein 4-beta-N-acetylglucosaminyltransferase B. The record is from RefSeq and is a predicted model, not a curated record. Gene Ontology annotation, cellular component: endoplasmic reticulum; endoplasmic reticulum-Golgi intermediate compartment; Golgi stack. NCBI's taxonomy places the organism in Eukaryota, Metazoa, Chordata, Actinopteri, Salmoniformes, Salmonidae. Gene Ontology annotation, molecular function: acetylglucosaminyltransferase activity. Gene Ontology annotation, biological process: protein N-linked glycosylation.